Messenger RNA from Prunus armeniaca (apricot), 351 nucleotides. The record is from the annotation of a GenBank genome assembly. NCBI's taxonomy places the organism in Eukaryota, Viridiplantae, Streptophyta, Magnoliopsida, Rosales, Rosaceae.
AUGCCACUGCAAUGUGCACGUGUUAUAAGGUCUUUAUGUGUGCAGCAUAACCCACGAGAUAGCCCGAGCAUGCCAUUUACAGUUCUAAUGCUAAGUGGUGAAGGGUCAUUGCCUCAAGCUCAAAAACCUUGUUCUUAUAGUGAAAGGGAUCUCAAUGAAUUCGAAGUCGGUCCUUCUUUUAAAGCAUUUUCAACAAAAGAAGGCAGGUGCUUCAGAUUUGGGGCAAAGACUCAUGAAGUUCCCAAAUUGUGUGAGGAAGGAUCUCCUAAAAUGCCACUGCAAUGUGCACGUGUUAUAGGGUAUGCAAUUACAAAGAGCAUGUGUUUUGUGUCGUUUUUGACCAUUGUGUGA